This is a messenger RNA of Quercus lobata, 4416 nucleotides long. RefSeq names its product putative receptor-like protein kinase At3g47110. The transcript has 3 exons. NCBI's taxonomy places the organism in Eukaryota, Viridiplantae, Streptophyta, Magnoliopsida, Fagales, Fagaceae. The record is from RefSeq and is a predicted model, not a curated record. Gene Ontology annotation, molecular function: ATP binding; protein kinase activity; protein binding. Gene Ontology annotation, biological process: protein phosphorylation. Bases 103 to 3906 code for a protein of 1267 amino acids.
CAGAGCUCUCUCUCACCCAAAGGAGUAAUCUGCUAAAAAUCAGCCUUCAUUGCCCGAAUUCAAAUAUUUCAUUUUCGCCAAAUUCCUGUUUCUCCAAACCAAAUGACGCUUCACCAAACCAAUUCGUGUGCAUCUUGUUCCAUAUACCUUCAUGUGAUUCUCUUCCUUUUUAUAAUCCUGCUCUGCUUGCAACCAACCACUGCAGCUCCUGCUCCAACAAAUGAGACCGAUCGUUCGGCUUUGCUCAAAUUUAAAGAAUCUGUACCUUAUGAUCCAUAUAACAUUUUGAGUUCGUGGAAUGACUCUGUGAACUUCUGCAAUUGGCUUGGAAUAACAUGCGAUGGUCGACACCAAAGAGUCACGGCCUUGGACCUACCGGGCUACAACUUACGUGGAUCUCUAUCACCUUACAUCGGCAACCUAAGCUUUCUUAGGUCCAUCAAACUCCAAAACAACAGCUUCUAUGGUGAAAUUCCACGGGAAGUUGGCAAUUUGUUUCGACUGCAAGAACUCAGACUUAACAAUAACACGUUGGAGGGGGAAAUACCAUCCAACUUGUCCAAGUGCUCCAAUCUCAGAUUCAUACAUCUACAUGUGAAUAACUUCACAGGGAAAAUUCCAAUGGAGCUAGGCUCUCUAGUGAAACUUGAAGAACUUCAACUCCUCAAAAACAAGUUGGCAGGAGGGAUCCCACCUUCUCUAGGUAAUCUUUCUUCCCUCAAAUCUUUCGCUGCAGAGUACAAUAACCUGGUGGGAAAUAUUCCAGAUACCAUAGGCCGAUUAAAAGGCUUAGAAGUUUUCUCAAUUCUCAUGAAUAAAUUGUCAGGUAUGAUCCCUUUCUCUCUUUACAACGUGUCAUCUCUCCAAAUAUUUUCAGUUGCAGACAACCAACUUAAUGGCACACUUCCAAUAAACAUAGGCCUUAAUCUUCCUAAUCUCCAAGUUCUUCAAUUUGGUGGGAAUGAGUUCUCUGGGCCAAUCCCUACUUCAUUAUGCAAUGCAACUCACCUUCAAAAAAUUGAUUUAGGUAUGAACAAUUUUCUGGGAUCAGUUCCAACUAAUCUUGGAAAUUUGUUGGAUCUUUUCUGGCUAGGUUUGAAUGGCAAUUACCUAGGAAAGAGCCUCCAUUUCUUAACAUCGCUAAAAAAUUGUAGCAAACUGGUCUCCGUGGAUUUAAGUAAAAACCAAUUUCAAGGUGUUUUGCCCAAUUCUAUAGCCAACUUGUCAACCAACCUCACUAAAUUAUAUUUUGGAGUCAAUGAAAUAUCUGGAACUAUUCCUGCAUCAUUAGAGAAUCUUGUCAACUUAAUUGGCUUAGGCAUGGAUUAUAAUCACUUCAGUGGCACCAUUCCUACUAGCUUCGGGAGGUUUCAGAAGAUGCAACUGUUGGCUUUAGGUGGAAACAAAUUGUCUGGAGAAAUACCAACCUUCAUAGGCAACCUUACUCAGUUGUUCCGACUCGAGUUACAAGAAAACAGAUUCGAAGGAACCAUACCUCCAACUAUUGUACACUGCCUAAAUUUGCAGAUCUUGGACGUUUCACAAAAUAACCUUAAUGGAUCCAUACCCCUGGAGCUUAUUGGUCCUUCUUCCCUUCCACUAAUUCUCCUCAAUUUAUCUUACAACUCAUUGACUGGCCUACUGCCAGCUACAGUAGGUAGCCAGAAUAAAAUCAACAAACUGGAUGUUUCUAACAAUAAUUUGUUGGGUGAAAUUCCGAUAUCUAUCGGAAAUUUUUUGAUGUUGGAACACCUUAACCUGCAAGGGAAUUCCUUUAUAGGAGCCAUUCCAUCAUCUAUGGCUUCUUUGAAAGGUCUUCGAUAUCUAGAUGUUUCACAAAAUAACCUAUCAGGAUCCAUUCCAGAUGGUUUCAAGAAUCUUCCUCUUUUAGAAAGUUUGAAUCUUUCAUUUAAUAAUUUUGAGGGUGAGGUACCAACUGAAGGAGUUUUUAAAAACACAAAUGCAAUAUCAUUGAUUGGAAAUGCUAAACUUUGUGGUGGUAUACCAAACUUGAAGUUGCCAAAAUGUCCUGUAAAAGUCAUGAAACCAUGGAAGUCCAUUGGCUUCAGAGUAGCAAUUAUUAUUACUCCCAUUGUUCUGUUUAUUUGCUUGUUGUCAUCCUUUCUUGAUAAUCGCUAUUGGAUAAAAAAAUCACAAAGGUCACCAUUUAUGGCUUCAAGUAUGGCCCGCAUAAAUUUUUUAUACAAAGAAUUCUAUCAGGCACUAGACCCUCGUAAUGUUACAUACAAAGAACUCUAUCGAGCAACUAGUGGAUUUUCUUCAAGUAAUUUAAUUGGAUCUGGCAGUUUUGGCACUGUGUAUAAAGGAGCUCUUGAUGGGAAUGGAACUCUAGUUGCUAUAAAGGUCCUUAACCUUCAACAGAAGGGAGCUUCCAAAAGUUUCACAGCCGAAUGCAACGCAUUACGAAAUAUUCGGCAUAGGAAUCUUGUUAAAAUAUUAACAUGUUGCUCUCACAUGGAUCAUUGUGGAAAUGAAUUCAAAGCUCUAGUCUUUGAAUUCAUGACAAAUGGGAGCUUAGAUGUUUGGUUGCAUCCAGGGCUGGACAAUGAAAAUCAAUCAAGGAACUUGAGCCUUCUUCAAAGAUUGAAUGUUGCAAUUGAUGUGGCUACUGCAAUAAAUUAUCUUCACAACCAUUCUGUGCUACCAAUUAUUCACUGUGAUUUAAAGCCAUGUAAUAUUCUUCUUGACAAUGACAUGGUUGCUCAUGUAAGUGAUUUUGGCUUAGCAAGGUUCCGCUCAACUAUUGAAGAUUCUUGUUUAAAGGAAACUAUUACAACUGGGCUAAAGGGAUCUAUUGGCUUUGUUGCUCCAGAGUAUGGCAUGGGCUGUGACACUUCAACAAAGGGAGACGUGUAUAGCUAUGGAAUAAUUAUAUUGGAGAUGUUCUUAGGGAAGCGACCCACUGACAAAAUAUUUAAAGAUGGUCUCAAUCUCCACAAUUAUGCUAAGAUGGCAGUGGCACAGCCAGAAAGACUAGUUCAAAUUGUAGAUCCAAUCCUUCGAAGUAUUGUCAACCUGCGCCAAAUGGAUGCUAUUGUGCAUAAGUGCUUAGUCCCAAUACUUCAACUUGGACUGGCUUGUUCGGUGCAGUCACCGAAAGAAAGAAUGAAUAUGGAGAAAGUUACCAGGAUAUUGCAUUCAAUAAAAAAUGCUUAUCUUAGUUCCAGGAUUUGCAGAGGUGCACCUUUAACUAGUGGAAUCCAAAUUGAGGGAAGACCGAAUGAAGAAAACUCAAUCCGGGACAUAAAGCAAAUUCCCAUCCCUAGAAGAGCAAAUCCAGAUAAAUCGGUGUGGUUGGGAGAAACGUCAGGAAAUUUUUCAGUGAAAUCUUCCUACUUAACAGAGCACGUUGAUAGAUUGGAUCGGAAGUAUAACAAAGUUUGGAAGAAGUUAUGGGAAAGUAAAUUACAUGGAAGACUAAAUAUGUUUCUGUGGAGGCUUGCAAAAGGAGAGCUACCCCUUAAAACCCGAUUGGCAAGUAAUAGCAUAGGGUGUGAGGAUCUGUCUUGCGUGCUGUGUGGGGAAGCAGAGGAAUCAGAGCUACAUGUGUUCCGUGAUUGUAUAGUGAUUAGAAUGUUGUGGUUUGCCUCUGAGAUUGGCUUGAGAUGGGAUCAUUUUGAGGCUAAUUCUGCUGUGGAGUUGGUACAAAAGAUAUUAAACCCCCCUAAGGAGUUAAUAACUGAUGGUUUAAAUCAAAAUAAGUUCACUUUAAUGGCAGCUGUGAUUUGCUACGAAACAUGGACGAUGCGAAAUUUGAUGCUUUCUAAAAAUGUGAAGUUUGACCCAAUGGAAUUCCCUUGGAGAAUUAAGUCUGCUAUGGAAAGAUUUUCUCCAAGAAAGGAAAAUGAUGGGCAAUGUAAAGAAAGAGAGAAGGAAGAAGGGUAGUGUCCACCUCCAAGGGGCUGGAUUAAGAUCAAUGUUGAUGCUUCUUGGAGUGAAGGGAAGGCAAGUGUUGCUGGUUUGGCAAUAAACUGUAGAGGUGAAGUUUUGAAGGCAUGGGCUGAAUAGGUGGAUGCUGAUUCUGUGGCAAUAGCUGAAUGCUUGGCUAUUGGACUAGCAAUUCAAGCUGCAAUUGAAGAAGGCUAUGAGCAAGUAAAGAUAGAAGGGGAUGCAAAGAUUGUUUUUGAUACUAUCUGCAACAUUGGUCAAUCGAUAUGCUGGGAGCUUCAUCAGUAUGUUGAAAUGAUUAAAGUGUAGUUAAGGAGAGUGAGACUCCUAAAUUUUGUUUUAACUGGGUUCCUAGGAUUUUGAACAAAAGUGCUUAUGCAUUGGUUAAAUGGGCCUCACGUUCAUUUUUUUCUGGUAGUUUAGUUGCUGAGACUCUCCCAAUUUCUGUUUCUGAUGUUGUUGCUCUUGAGAGGGUCUCUUCUUGUUGUAUUGUGUAAUUCUGUUUUG